Molecule: messenger RNA, 14883 nt
Organism: Anoplopoma fimbria (sablefish)
Lineage: Eukaryota; Metazoa; Chordata; Actinopteri; Perciformes; Anoplopomatidae
Gene: ryr2b
Product: ryanodine receptor 2b (cardiac)
Biological process (GO): calcium ion transmembrane transport; intracellular calcium ion homeostasis
Cellular component (GO): calcium channel complex; Z disc; sarcolemma
Molecular function (GO): ryanodine-sensitive calcium-release channel activity; calcium ion binding; protein binding
Source: RefSeq, a predicted model, not a curated record
AUGGCCGACACUGGAGAGAGCGAUGACGAAUUCCAGUUUCUACGAACAGGAGAUGAGGUGGUUUUGCAGAGUACCUUCACCUCCCAGGAGGAACAUGUGAAACUCUGUCUUGCAGCAGAGGGAUUUGGCAGCAGACUCUGCAGGCUUGAGCCCACUUCUAACCGCAAGAAUGUGCCUCCAGACUUGUCUGUUUGUGGCUUUGUGGUGGCCCAGUGUCUCUCUGUUCGAGCCCUGCAGGAGAUGCUGGCCCAUAGUGAUCACCUGGCUGUAGAGGUGAGAGUGGGAGCUGGAGGAAGCCAUCGCACCCUCCUAUACGGCCAGGCAGUGUUGUUCCUACACUCAUACAGUGGCAUGUAUCUCAGCUGCUUGUCUUCAUCUCACGCUUCAACGGACAAGCUGGCUUUUGAUGUUGGUCUGCGGGAGGAUAAAGCAGGUGAGGCUUGUUGGUGGACCGUCCACCCAGCAUCCAGACAGAGGUCAGAAGGUGAGAAAGUGCGUGUUGGAGAUGACCUCAUACUGAUCAAUGUUUCUUCAGAGAGAUAUCUGCACCUGUCCUUUGGCACUGUAGUUGACAACAAAAGCUUGAGUGAAAGCCUGAUUGUUAAUGCGGCCUUCCAGCAGACUCUCUGGAGUGUGGCUCCCAUUUGCUCUGGAGGUGGGGUUGCUCAAGGAUACCUGAAGGGGGGCGACACAUUGCGGCUACUCCACAGCCAUAGUGACGCAUGUCUGACUAUUCCAUCCACAGAGCAGGGAGAGGAACUGCAAAGGAUAAUGCAUUAUGAGACUGGAUCAGUAUCCAGCCAUGCCCGCUCUCUCUGGAGGCUGGAGAUUCUGCGUGUUGUUUGGAGUGGCAGACAUGCAUGCUGGGGGCAGCCUUUCCGGCUCUGCCAUGUGACUACUGGGAGGUAUCUGGGUCUUACAGAGGAGAAAGGCCUGCAUCUGGUCAACCGAGACAAGGCUGAUGUCAACACAACCUCCUUCUGCUUUAGAUCCUCAAAGGAGAAACUUGACACUGGCACAAAGACUCAUAUUGAUGGCAUGGGGAUCCCAGAGAUCAAAUAUGGAGACUCCAUCUGUUAUGUUCAGCAUGUAGACUCUGGGCUCUGGCUCACCUACCAAGCUAUUGAUGCCCAAUCUACACGCAUGGGAUGGACUCAGAGAAAGGCCAUUUUGCACAGUGAGGGUCAUAUGGAUGAUGGGCUGUCGCUGUCUCGUUGUCAGCGGGAAGAAUCUCACACUGCCAGACUCAUCCGGAGCGCUACUCUCCUCUUCACUCACUUCAUCAGGAAACUGGAUAGUUUUAGACAACAAGGAAACCUCACAUUUGUCAGCCUGCCUAUGGAGAUGGUGACAUGUAGUCUUCAGGAUCUAAUAAACUACUUCAGGCCUCCACUGGAGGGGCUAGGCCACGAAGCUAAACAGAACAACAUGACGGCACUAAAGAAUCGUCAGAACAUGUUUCAAGAAGAGGGUGUAGUAGAUUUGGUCAUAGAGUGUAUUGACCGUCUACACCAAGAUAGCAGUGGCUCUCAUUUGUCUGAUGCUACUCAAAGUGAAACAGGAGACGACUGGGAGCACACCCUCAACCGUUUCUAUGAGCUACUGGCUGCUCUGAUCCGGGGAAACCGUGUGAACUGUGCACAUUUCUCAGCUUCUCUCGACUGGCUGAUAAGCAGGCUAGACCGUCUGGAGGCCUCUUGUGGAGUCUUGGAGGUUCUACACUGUGUCUUAGUGGAAAGUCCUGAAGUACUCAACGUCGUCAAAGAAGGACACAUUCAUUCUAUCAUCUCUUUUCUAGACAAGCAUGGAUGCAACCACAAGGUGCUGGAGGUGCUGUGCUCUCUGUGUGUGUGUCAUGGUGUAGCUGUGCGAUCUAAUCAGAACCUCAUCUGUGACAACCUGCUGCCAAACAGAGACUUGCUGCUUCAAACACGUCUGGCUAAUCAGGUCACAAGCAUGAGACCAAACCUCUUUUUGGCUCUGGGAGAAGAAUCAGCCCAGCAUCGGAGGUGGUACUAUGAGCUGGUUGUAGAUCAUGUCGACUCCUUCCUCACACCUGAACCCACCCACCUGCGUGUUGGCUGGGCUUGCUCUGAGGGCUACCAGCCCAGACCCACAGGAGGUGAGGGCUGGGGGGGCAACGGAGUGGGAGACGACCUCUGCUCGUACGGCUUUGAUGGGCUUCACCUCUGGUCAGGCUCCGUGGGCCGCAGGGUGAGCUCUCCCUUCCCUCACCUGCUGAGAGACGACGAUGUGGUCAGCUGCUGUCUUGACCUCAGUACUCCUUGCAUCUCCUUCCGGGUCAACGGUCUACCUGUGCAGGGCAUGUUGGAGAACUUCAGCGCUAAUGGACUUCUUUAUCCUGUGAUCAGCUUCUCUGCAGGAGUCAGGGUUCAUUUUCUGUUCGGGGGACGGCAUGGAGAGUUUCGCUUCCUGCCUCCACCAGGUUUUGCUCCGUGUUCUGACGCUCUGCUCCCGAGAGUCAAGCUGAAGUUAGAGCCAUGUCAGAAAUACAUCUUGGAUUGUGGAGAGGGGACACAAGAGCUCAUUGGCCCUUUAGUACCUGCAACUCCUGUGACCUUUACUCCCACACCAGUAGACAUCAGCAAGGUGGUAUUGCCCUCGCAACUUGAGGAUAUCAGAGAAAAAAUGGCUGAGAAUAUCCAUGAACUCUCGGCAAUGGAUAAGAUUGAUCUUGGAUGGACACAUGGACCUGUGAGAGAUGAAGUUAAGAAGCAUGAGCCAUGUCUGGUGGAGUUCUGCAAGCUGUCGGAGCAGGAUAAGAGCCAAAACCUUCAAAUGACUCAGGACACCCUCAGGACUCUCCUUGCCCUUGGUUUCAACAUUGGUUUGACUGAUGACCACGCUGAGGAGAGAGUCAAAUACAUGAGACUUGCCAACAAGUAUGAGCAGCCCAGUGGCUAUAGACCGGCCCCAGUAGACUUGAGCCAGGUUUUUCUAAGCCCAGCCCACGAGGAGGUGGUUAACUUGUUGGCAGAGAAUGAUCACAAUGUGUGGGCCAGAGAGCGCAUCAAGCAGGGAUGGACCUAUGCAGCUCAACAGGAUGUGAAGGCGAAGCGUAGCCCGUACCUCGUGCCCUACAGCCUUCUUGAUGAACGGAGAAGGAGAGCGGGCAUGGAGAGUGUCAGAGAGGCUGUCUGUACUCUGCCGGCCUACGGUUACAGCUUGGAGCCUCUCAACCAUGAACGAACCAUAUUAUCAAAUCCAUGUCUCUCCUCUGCUGAGAAGUGCAGAGUGUUCAGACCAGAUAAAUCGUACUCUGUGACCCGGGGGAAGUGGUACUUUGAACUUGAAAUAGUGACAGCUGGGAAUAUGCGAGUGGGCUGGGCCCGACCAGGCUGUACCCCAGAUAAAGAGCUCGGCUCAGAUGACCAGGCAUUUGUUUUCGAUGGAUUUGAGGCUCAGUGGUACCAUCAGGGCGUUGAGCCCCUGGGACGUCCGUGGCAGAGAGGCGACGUGGUGGGUUGCUUGUUGGACAUGGCUGAACGCACCAUGAUUGUGACGCUCAAUGGAGAGGUGCUGUUUAAUGACAGAGGAUCAGAGCUGGCUGCCAAGGACUUUGAUAUCGGAGACGGCCUGUUGCCUGUAGUCAGUAUUGGGGUGAACCAGGUGGGAAGGCUGAACCUGGGCCACAAAGUGAGCUCUCUGCAGUACUUUACUGUGUGUGGGCUGCAGGAGGGCUAUGAACCAUUUGCUGUCAACAUGGCCAGAGACCCACCCCUGUGGAUGAGCUGGAUACAGCCUCAGUUUACCUCCAUAAUGCCUGAUGAUCAAAACCUACAGGUCACCAGAGUCAGUGGCUCAAAGGAUUCCUUAUCCAGCCUGAGGGUUUCUCAGCGGUUGUUUGCACACCACGGUGGAGGCAGUGAGAUGGGCUUUUACCGGCUCAGCAUGUCCAUCCAGUGUGCUGCCAUCCUCACUAGCCCUUCGGGGGGCGUGCUUCCUGUGGCCUCCAGCUCUCUCUCUCCAGGUUCAGAUGAUGAGGAGUUGGACUCUGACUUUGAAGUGCUGAUGAAGUCAGCCCACAGCUUUGCUGGCUCAAGAGAUGAGCUCAACCAUAAGGAUCAUAGUCACGACAAAACAUCGAGAUUGAAACAACGGUUCAUGCUGAAGAGGACAAAACCAGAGCUAGUCAGCAGCAACUCAUCUGCACGGCUUCUAGAAGACGUCGUAGUCGACAAGGAUAACCAUGAUCACCUUCUCCAGAGCUACAGAUAUUACUACUCAGUGAGGGUUCUUCCAGGCCAGGAGCCGUUUAAUGUGUGGGCAGGCUGGGUGACCUCUGACUUUCAUCAGCAUGACAUGACUUUUGACACUGACAGUGUCCUCACUGUGACUGUCACCCUUGGAGACGACAGUGGAAAAGUGCAGGAAAGUGUGAAGCGGUGUAACUGUUACAUGGUGUGUGCUGGAGAGGCAACAGGCCUGUCUCAGAGUCGCAGAAGUUCAGGUUUGGAAAUUGGCUGUUUAAUUGACACAGCCACUGGGCUGCUCACCUUCACCUCCAGUGGAGUGGAAAUGGCCACCUUCUACCAAGUUGAAGCCGGUACAAAGCUGUUUCCGGCUGUUUUUGUCAAGCCCACUACGAGCAACAUGUUUCAGUUUGAGCUGGGAUGCAUUAAGAAUGUGAUGCCACUGUCAGCAGGUUUGCUUCGCAGCCAAAGAAGGAAUGCAACCCCUCAGUGUCCUCCAAGGCUUCAGGUCCAGCAUCUAAACCCCGUUUCUUGGAUCAGAGUACCAGAACGCGCAUUAAAGGUGAUGGUGGAUCGGCCAGAUGAGUGCCACGGCUGGAGAGUCCAAUGCCAUGAGCCCCUGCAAGUCAUGACCCUUCAGAUUGCUGAUGAAAACAGGUCUGUUAACAUUUUGGAGCUGUCGGAACUUGAUGACCUCCUGACCUUUCACCACCACACACUCCUUCUCUACUGCUCCUUAUGCGCCCUUGGAAACACCAGAGUUUGCCACGCACUCUGCAGUCACGUGGACCAAUCCCAGGUCCUUCAUGCCAUUCAGAAUCCCCACCUCCCUGGUCCCCUCCGCUCCGCAUUUUAUCAGCUCCUUACUCAGGUUCACCUCAGCAGCUACACCACAGCGUGUCAAAUGAUGAACCACGAAUAUAUUGUGCCUAUGACUGACCAGACCAGAGAAAUCACCCUUUAUCCCAGCUCUGCUAAUGGUGUCGAUGGGGAGAAUGGUCUACCUCCAGAAGGCUUUUCCAGCACUAGUCUUAGCACAUCCCUUAAACCACAGAUGCAUUUCUCAUCUCCUUGUUUUGUAAGGAGUGAUGGGAUGGAAGGAGAUGGUGCAGGGGAAAUAGCCUGCACAGACAGCCCAGAAAUCCCUCUGGACAUAUUGAAGAACCUGACUGUGGAGAUGCUGACUGCUGGAGUUUGGGCUGUAGGUCAGGGUGUGAGGGAUCCUGUAGGAGGCAGCAUUGAGCUUCUUCUGGUUCCCCUAAUUAGACUGUUCUACACCCUACUGGUUAUGGGGGUAUUUGUGGGUGAGGACCUAGGAAAAGUUCUGAGACUGAUAGAUCCAGGAGUUUUCUCUAUAGAUGCCGGAACCAUCGCGAAGGAAGAGGAAGAAGAAGCUAGUGAUGAUGAAAAGGAAUGGAAAGGGUGCAACAAAAACGAAGAUUACCUUAAACAAGGACUUCUUCAAAUGAAGCUUCCUGAAGCUGUCAAACUUGAGCUCUGCCGUCUGCUGUCCUACCUGUGCGAUUGCCAGGUGCGCCAUCGGGUAGAGGCUGUGGUUGCGUUUUCUGACAACUUUGUUGGUCAGCUGCAGGAGAACCAACGCUUUCGCUACAACCAGGUCAUGCAAGCACUCAACAUGUCUGCCGCUCUCACAGCCCGCAAGACCAAGGAGUUCCGCUCACCUCCACAGGAGCAGAUCAAUGUGCUGCUGAGCUUCAGAGAGGAUGAGCAGCAGGAAAACUGUCCAUGUCCAGUAGAAAUCCAACAGCUCCUGCAAGACUUCCAUCAGCUUCUCAGAACACACUGUGGCAUUGAAUUGGACAGUGACCCAGAGGAUGAAGAGAAUGCAGAGAUGUCUCUUAAAGACCGACUUCUCAGUCUAGUGGCGAGAGUCGUUGGACUGAUGAAGACACCAAUAGAUGUGGAAGGGAGUAGACCGCAGAGCGCCAGUAAGUGCAUCGAUUCCCUCAAAACGCUGAUCUCUGAGACGAUGGUGCGUUGGGCUCAAGAGACUGAGAUGGAGGACCCUGAACUUGUUAGGGCUGUCUUCUCAUUGCUUCACCGCCAGUAUCAGGGCCUUGGGGGGCAAAUGACAGGACACCUCUGCAGAGCCUAUACGAUCAGCCAGGUAUCGGUAGAAGACACCAUGGCUCUUCUUUCCUCUCUGAGCCAAAUCCGCUCCCUCCUCAGUGUCCGCAUGGGGAAAGAAGAAGAGAGGCUGAUGAUUAGAAGACUAGGAGACAUCAUGAAUAAUAAAGUUUUCUACCAGCACCCUAACCUGAUGAGGGCAUUGGGGAUACAUGAGACUGUGAUGGAGGUGAUGGUCAAUGUUCUUGGAGAAGGGGAAUUAAAGGAGAUUACCUUUCCGAAGAUGGUGGCCAGCUGUUGUCGAUUCCUGUGUUAUUUUUGCCGCAUCAGCCGUCAUAAUCAGGGCGCCCUGUUUGACCAUCUCAGUUAUCUGCUGGAGAACAGCAGUGUUGGUCUAGCUUCACCAUCCAUGCGUGGGGCCACUCCUCUGGAUGUGGCGGCAGCCUCUGUUAUGGAUAAUAACGAGCUGGCCUUAGCACUGAGGGAACCUGACCUAGAGAAGGUGGUUCAGUACCUUGCUGGCUGCUGUCUCCGGAGCUGUCCGAUGCUCGUGGCUAAAGGCUAUCCUGAUAUUGGAUGGAACCCUGUGGAGGGCGAGCGUUACCUGGAUUUUCUACGUUUUGCUGUGUUCUGCAAUGGUGAGAGUGUAGAGGAGAAUGCUUAUGUGGUGUUGAGGUUGCUGAUCCGUCGGCCUGAGUGUUUUGGCCCUGCCCUGCGAGGUGAUGAAGGAAAUGGCCUCCUAGCAGCCAUGGAGGAAGCCAUCGGCAUCUCAGAGGACCCUUCUAUGGACGGACCUUGCACCACCUACCAGUCCAACAGAACACUAGAUGUUGACCAGGACAACGAUGAUGACCUCAUUCACAUGGGGCACGCCAUCAUGACCUUCUACUCAGCCCUUAUCGACAUGCUGGGGCGAUGUGCUCCAGAGAUGCAUUUGAUUCAACGGGGCAAAGGAGAAGCUAUAAGGAUCAGAGCCAUUCUCAGAUCGCUCAUCCCCAUUCAGGAUCUUGAGGGCGUCAUCAGCAUCUCCUUUCAAAUCCCUUCAGUGACUAAAGAUGGUCUCGUGGUCGAGCCUGACCUAUCGACAGUGUUCUGCCCGGACCACAAGGCAGCUGUGGUUCUUUUCCUGGACCGGGUUUAUGGCAUUGAGAACCAGAACUUUCUUCUCCACCUACUAGAAGUUGGCUUUCUGCCUGACCUUCAGGCAGCUGUCUCUCUUGACACUGCUGAAUUAGGAUCCACUGAUAUGGCCUUGGCCCUCAACAGAUACUUAUGCACAUCUGUUCUUCCCCUACUCACCAAAUGUUCAGCACUCUUUUGCCCUUUAGAGGAUCAUGGUUUGCUGAUGGAUUCUCUCAUCCAGGCAAUCUACAACCUCUCCAGGGCUCUUAGCUUGACCAAGGCUCAGAGAGACACUAUUGAAGAAUGUUUGUUAGCCGUGUGCAGUCAACUCCAACCAUCUAUGAUGCAGCCUCUUCUACGACGUCUUGUCUUCGAUGUUCCCCAUCUCACAGACUACAGCAAGAUGCCAUUAAAGCUCUUGACCGGUCACUAUGAGCAGAGGUGGAAGUACUACUCACUAGCUGGAGGGCCGGGUGACCACGGUUUGGCCUCUGAAGAGGAGCUCCACCUAUCAAGAAAGUUGUUCUGGGGCGUGUUAAAGGCCCUGGUAAAGAAGCCCUAUGAGCCUCAGUUAUUCAGGCUGUCUGUCCAGUGCCUGGCUGCAGUGUCCAUGGCCCUGCCCCCUAACCACAUUGACUCAAGCUGUGUGUCCCAUGAGGAGAGACAAGCCUCGAUGGACACAGAAGGACACUUUGAACCCCAGCCUGUAGAUACCUCCAACGUGUCAGUGCCAGAGAGACUGGAGUUCGUAGUUAACAAGUAUGCUGAGCACACUCACGAGAAGUGGUCACUGGACAAGUUUGCCAAUGGCUGGGUUCAUGGGGAGCAGCUAUGUGAGAACACCAAGGUUCACCCUCUCCUCAAGCCAUACAGGGCUCUGGCUGAGAAGGAGAAGGAGGCAUACCGCUGGGCAAUUAAAGAAACAAUAAAGAGUAUGUUGGCCUUUGGAUGGACCAUAGAGAGAACCAAAGAAGGAGACGCAUUUGGCACACAUACCUGUACACCCAGGGUAUCUCAGUCUGGACAGCUGUCUUUUGAAGGAGCAUCAACCUUCAGCCCCAAACCUAUGGACGUGAGCAGCAUCACCUUAUCAUGGGACCAGUGUGCUAUGUCUGAACAGUUGGCUGAAAACUACCACAAUGCCUGGGCUAAGAGGAAGAAAUCAGAACUUGAGAGUAAAGGAGGGGGUGGCCAUUCAAUGCUUGCACCAUAUGAUACCCUGACUGCCAAGGAGAAGACCAAAUUCAGGGAGAGAGCAAAGGAUAUCCUGAAGUUCCUUCAGCUCAGUGGCUACACUGUGUGGAGGGAUCGGAAGACAGUGGAGAUGGACUUUCCAGCCAUAACCAACUGCUUUGGCUACACUCUCCUUCAGCGGCUGCUGUCUCACACCGAGGAUGCUCAAGAGCACAUUUUGGAGCUGGCCAGAGGACAGAUGUCCAAAGGAGAUAAAGCUCCACGCCAGCAAGCAAUGGACUUCUUUCCCAAGGUCAUCCUUCCUCUUUUGGAACAAUAUGUGAAGAGCCACCGUCUGUAUUUCCUGUCCACUUCUCUCCACUCAAGAAGCUAUGCGUCAAAAAAGGAAAAGGAGAUGAUUGCGAGCCUCUUUUGUAAGCUUGCAGCUCUGGUAAGACACAGGAUUUCACUCUUUGGAAACGAAGUGUCAUCAAUUGCGAGCUGCCUCCAUGUUUUGUCUCGGGCUCUGGAUGCCAGGACAUUGAUGAACUCAGCCCCAGAGUCUAUCCAAGCAUCUCUGCAUUCAUUCUUUGAGGCAGCUGCCACAGAUCUGGAGAUGACUGUGGAAAACCUCUCUGUGACCUUGGCCUGUUUACCUCAGAGUAGGAGUCAACAGGCUAGAGGAGUAGCCAAGGUUCUCAGCUUCACAACCUCUGUUCUCCUUCCCACUCUCACUUCCCUUUUCCAGCAUCUUGGCAACCAAAACUAUGGCGUGGACCUCCUGGUGGGGAGUAUCCAGCUGUCCUGUUACAGGAUCCUCAACAGCCUCUUCUCUCUUGGCACCAGUAGCAGCAUCUACAUGGAGGGGCAGAGGCCAGCAGCAGGUGCUUGUCUGGCAGCCUUGGCUGGGACUUUUCCUGUGUGCUUCCUGGAGCCAUCCUUAAACCAAGACAAUCCUUACUCCAUUUACAACACCAUGAGUGCUUCUCAGAUAGAAGACCUGGGGCUGCCUGAUCAGGUGGAAGACAUGUGUCCCCUCCUGCCCCCUCUCGAACAGGCUCUGGGUGAAGUGGAGGAGUUGGCAGGCGCUGGCGCUGGAGCUCGCCAGGCCCACUACAUCCAGGUCACAGAGGUCACUUUACCUCUGCUCUGCAGCUACGUGUCCCGUUGGUGGUACUGGGGCCCUGAGGGCCAGCCAGACAACCCAAUCUGCACCGCUGUCACGCCUCAACAUGCUAGCGACCUUCUGGGCCACAUCCUCCGGAUCAUCCACAACCAUGUGGGAGCUAGCCAGGGCGAUUGGAUGAAACAGCUGGCAGUUUUUGCUCAGCCAAUUACAUGCAAAGCUGGCACCGAGCUGUUAAAGAGCCACUUCCUGCCACUGAUGGAGAAGUUGAGGAAGAGGGCCAAAUGUGUGCUUCUAGAGGAGGAGCAGAUAAAAGCAGAAGGGUGUGAUACCUCCGAAGCAGAGUUGCAGAUACAGGAGAAGUUCACUGUGCUGGUGCGAGACCUCUACGCCUUCUAUCCCCUCCUCAUCCCAUUUGUGGAUUGUAAUCGAGCCAGCUGGCUGAAAGAUUUGAGCCCUGACGCUGAGCAGCUGUUCAGCAUGGUGGCAGAGAUCUUUACAUUCUGGGCCAAAUCUCAUACUUUCAAGUGGGAGGAACAGAACUUUGUAGUACAAAAUGAAAUCAACAACUUGGCUUUCUUGGUCAACUACGACAAAAUGACCAAGUUUGACCAUGAGCAGAGAAGGAUGAAGAGGAAGGGAGAUCGUUAUUCCACUCACACCUCUCUUAUUGUGGCCUCCAUGAAGAGACUACUCCCUGUGGGACUCAGGGUUUGUUUUCCAAGCGACCACAGCCUUAUCAUGUUGGCAAAGAGCGGCUUCACUCAGAAAAACACUCGAGAUGAGAUUCGAGAACAAAUUUCCAAUUGUCGUAAAAAUCUUCAGAGUCAGGCAUCAGAAUGUUUGAUGCAGGAAACCCUUUAUGCAGAACACCUGAGCCAGCUAGGGGCCAUUCCUGACGCACAAAAGACUGUAGACAGGAUUCUGGAAAUAGCUCAAGUCUUUUAUUACCUGGACCAGGUGAGCUUUUAAAACAAUAGAAAAAAUUGGGUUCAGGUGGAGCAUCCGCAGAGAAGUAUAAAACCUGCGUGGCACAAGGUCUUAUCCAAACAGAGGAAACGAGCAGUGGUGGCCUGCCUAAGGAUGGCUCCCCUCUACAACUUACCCAGGCACAGAGCUGUCAACCUGUUCCUCCAAGGCUACAAUAAAUCCUGGAUAUCAGCUGAGGACCACAACUUUGAAGAGAGGCUUGUGGAGGAUUUGGCUGUGAGUUAAAAAAAUGAAGAGGAAGAAAAGAAUGUGGAGGAAGGUGCCAAACCAAUCGAUCCCCUCCUACAACUCAUUACACUCUUCAGUCGAAGCGCCCUGACGGAAAGGAGUAAGCUUGGAAAUGACGGCCUCUAUAAGUCCUACGCUGCUAUUAUGGCCAAGAGCUGCCACAGAGAGGAUGAUGAGGAUGAAGAUCAGGAGGUGGAAAGCUUUGAAGAAAAGGAGAUGGAGAAACAGAAGUUGCUGUACCAGCAGGCCAGGCUGCAUCGCCGUGGAGCUUCAGAGAUGGUCCUGCAAACCAUCAGUGCAAGCAAAGGGGCCAUGGGCUCUAUGAUUGCCCCGACAUUGAAGUUGGGUAUUGCUGUUCUCAAUGGAGGGAAUGCCACUGUUCAACAGAAAAUGCUGGAUUAUCUGAGAAAGAAACAGGACGUUGGCUUCUUUCAGAGCAUGGCUGGACUCAUCUGGUCAUGUAGUGUUCUGGAUCUGAAUGCAUUUGAGAGGCAGAACAAAGCGGAAGGAUUAGGCAUGGCCAUGGACGAGAGCUCAGGAGAGAAGGUGAUGCUCGACAAAGACAUAACCUGUGAUCUAUUCCGUUUUCUACAGCUGCUCUGUGAAGGACACAACUCAGAUUUCCAGAAUUACCUGAGGACACAAACAGGCAACAACACCACUGUCAACAUCAUAAUAACCACUGUGGACUAUUUACUGAGAGUUCAGGAGUCAAUCAGUGACUUCUACUGGUACUACUCGGGGAAGGAUGUGAUUGACAAACACGGACAACAGAACUUCUCCAAAGCCAUCGAGGUGGCCAAACAGGUCUUCAACACACUCACUGAGUACAUACAGGGCCCCUGCAGUGGAAACCAACAGAGCCUAGCUCACAGCCGUCUGUGGGACGCUGUUGUAGGUUUCCUCCAUGUCUUUGCCCACAUGCAGAUGAAGCUCUCUCAGGAUUCAAGGCAAAUUGAACUUCUGAAAGAGCUCAUGGAUUUACAAAAGGACAUGGUGGUUUUCUUGCUUUCCAUGUUAGAAGGUACUGUCGUUAAUGGAACUAUUGGAAAGCAGAUGGUGGAUAUGUUGGUGGAAUCAUCCGCCAAUGUUGAGAUGAUUCUCAGGUUUUUUGACAUUUUCCUCAAACUUAAAGACCUCACCUCCUCGGAUGCCUUCAAAGAGUACGACCCUGAUCAUGAGGGCUGCAUCUCCCGGAAGGACUUCCAGAAAGCCAUGGAGAAUUGUAAGCGUUACUCCCAAGCUGAGAUUCACUUCCUCCUCUCCUGCAUGAAGACGAACGAUAGUGAAAUUGUGGAUUAUGAGGCCUUUGUGGAUCGCUUCCAUGAGCCAGCCAAAGACAUCGGCUUCAGCUUUGCCGUCCUCCUCACCAAUUUGUCCGAACACAUGCCCAACGAUUCAAGGCUCAAGGCAUUCAUGGAACUGGCAGAGUGUGUCUUGACAUACUUCCAGCCCUAUCUUGGACGUAUUGAGAUCCUCGGCAGUGGGAAGCGCAUUGAACGUGUCUACUUUGAGAUCAGCGAAUCCAGCCGCACACAAUGGGAGAAGCCGCAGGUCAAAGAGUCCAAGAGGCAGUUCAUUUUUGAUGUGAUCACUGAGGGCGGGGAGAAGGAGAAAAUGGAGAUGUUUGUCAAUUUCUGCGAGGACACCAUCUUUGAGAUGCAGCUGGCAGCCCAGAUAUCUGACUCUGACACUGGAGAGAGGCAUGCUGAUACAGGAGGAGAAGAAAAGAGCGAAGAUGAAGAUGUGGGCAACAAAGGAAUGUUUUUCAUGCAUCAUUGGUUGUUGCUGCUGAUAUCUUUACUUUCUGUCAAAAACCUGAAGACGUUGAUGAAGAUGACCCUGAAGGAUAUCCUCAUGUCAGCUGUGUUCUUCCUCAGAUUCAUUUUUAUGGCUCAGGUCCGGUGUAUUUGUGUUGUAAUUGGCAGCAUCUCAUAUGUGCUGUACAUAGCCUUUGUUAGUGGUGGGCUCAUAGAGGGAGCCAAAAGGAUGAGGGUCUCAGACUUGCUCGGCGGUAUCCUUGAGCCAACUCUUGAUGAGGUCAUGGAGGUGCCAAGUGGUGUGGAUCGGCUGAGAAAGUACUCUGCCAGUCUGUCUUCCGAGAGAGAAUUGUGGGAGAUGGGCCAUGUGGCAGCUGUGACCUCCUCCAGGGAGAUGGAUGUACUGUCGGACAUAUUUGGCCUCAAAGUGAAGAAGGAGGGAGGUCAAUACAGACUUCUAACACAAGACCUCACUGCCAGUUUGACGGACCUGUUCAACACAACCUCCAAAACGAUUGCCUCUGCCGAUAUAUCUGAGAAGCAUCAGGGGACGGCCAACGGCACCACAGAGAAAAAAACAGAAGAUGAGACAAUCCCUGAUUUGGAGAAUGCAAAAGGAAAGGAAUCUGAGGGGAAAACUGGGAAAGAGAAAGCAGAGGCAAGAUGCAAAGUUAGGAGAUCUAAUAAGUCAGAGGAACCAGAGAACCAACACUCGGCCUUCUGGGAGAUGAUAAUCACUCAUAACAAGAGCCUGCUGAACUACUUUGCAAGGAAUUUUUACAACAUGCGCUUAUUGGCUCUGUUUGUUGCCUUUGCGAUCAACUUCAUCCUCCUCUUCUACAAGGUAGCGUCCUUGCCUGCAUCACAAGAUGAGGAAGGAGUUAUCCCAUCUGUUAACAGUGAUGGAUUGGACUCUGCUGGUAACGAUGACAACGAGGGCCGAGAUUAUUUUGUGCUGGAGGAGAGCAGUGGAUAUAUGGAACCGUCUCUCCAUUUCCUGGCUGUAGCUCACACAAUAAUCUCCUUCUGUUGUAUUAUCGGAUACUACUGCCUCAAGCUACCGUUGGUGAUCUUCAAACGUGAGAAGGAAGUGGCACGAAAGCUGGAGUUUGAUGGGCUGUAUGUGACAGAGCAGCCCCCUGAGGAGGACAUCAAAGGGCAAUGGGACCGACUGGUCAUUAACACACCAUCAUUUCCAAGUAAUUACUGGGAUAAAUUUGUAAAGAGAAAGGUGAUGGAUAAGUAUGGUGACUUUUAUGGCUGUGAGAAGAUUAGUGAACUCCUGGGUUUGGACCAAGCUGGAUUAGACUUUAGCUCUGAGAGAAAAGAGAGGAGGAAACUAAAAAGAGAAGCUGCCUGGAGUGCUCUAUUCAAUUCCAUUGACAUGAAGUACCAGGUCUGGAAACUAGGCGUUGUGUUCACUGAUAAUUCCUUCUUGUACUUGGCCUGGUACAUGGCCAUGUCAGUUCUUGGUCAUUAUAACAACUUCUUCUUUGCUGCCCACCUUUUGGACAUCGCCAUGGGCUGCAAGACACUCCGUACUAUCCUUUCCUCUGUUACACACAAUGGAAAACAGUUGGCCCUCACGGUGGGCCUGUUGGCGGUUGUGGUGUAUCUCUACACCGUUGUGGCCUUCAACUUCUUCAGGAAGUUUUACGACAAGAGUGACGACAAGGACGCCCGAGACAUGAAGUGCAAUGACAUGCUUACUUGCUACAUGUUCCACAUGUAUGUGGGAGUGCGUGCGGGCGGGGGCAUUGGUGACGAGAUCGAGGACCCUGCUGGAGAUGACUUUGAGGUGGAACGCAUGGUCUUCGACAUCACAUUUUUCUUCUUUGUCAUCGUCAUCCUCCUGGCUAUCAUCCAGGGCUUGAUAAUUGAUGCCUUUGGUGAGCUUCGUGACCAGCAGGAGCAGGUGAAAGAGGAUAUGGAGACUAAAUGUUUUGUAUGUGGAAUAGGAAGUGAGUACUUUGAUACAGUCCCUCAUGGCUUUGAGACUCACACUCUGCAGGAGCACAACUUGGCCAACUAUCUAUUUUUUCUGAUGUACCUUAUUAACAAGGAUGAAACUGAACACACAGGGCAGGAAUCCUAUGUGUGGAAAAUGUACCAGGAGCGUUGCUGGGAAUUCUUUCCUGUGGGAGACUGUUUCCGUAAGCAAUAUGAGGAUCAACUGGGAUGA